Molecule: messenger RNA, 978 nt
Organism: Electrophorus electricus (electric eel)
Lineage: Eukaryota; Metazoa; Chordata; Actinopteri; Gymnotiformes; Gymnotidae
Gene: uxt
Product: ubiquitously-expressed, prefoldin-like chaperone
Biological process (GO): positive regulation of transcription by RNA polymerase II; negative regulation of transcription by RNA polymerase II
Cellular component (GO): mediator complex
Molecular function (GO): transcription corepressor activity
Source: RefSeq, a predicted model, not a curated record
UAGCAAGUUGAUGAGCACCCGAGAUAGUCUCAGAUGGUUAGGGUUUUUGCAAUGGAAACGUUGAAUUAAUUUAUGUACUAUCUGAAUUAGAAAUAUCGCUGCUCUAACAGCAUUAAGCAUACCAAAAUGAAAUCUUGCUAGCUAGCUAGCUUCUAUGGCUGUGUUAGCUACUAGAUGACUAGGUGUUUUGGUAAACUAGCAAACCAAAUGAAAGUCUAACAUUGAUGCGAAGGACGAUUGUGGAGUACAUACUUUGGUAUGGUCUGUGAUCAGAGUUAGUUAAAGUUCAUGAAUGUGUAUUAAGAUUGUUAUUGUUUUACACAAUGACGUCUGGCAAGCCUUCAAUUGAUGCAAAGGUACUGCAAUAUGAAACCUUUCUCGAUGACGUGUUGAAGCGUGAUCUACAGACGGUUCUGGAGCAAAGAGAUGGUGUGUAUGAAAAAAUUGCACAAUACCUUCAACUGAAGAAUACAAUUAAAAGUAUUCAGGAAGCAGGUAGCAAAGAACUAAAGACGGAUGUUGAUCUUGGCUGUAAUUUCUAUAUUCAAGCUCAUGUACCUGAUGCGUCCAAAAUCUUUGUUGCAGUUGGAUAUGGAUUUUUUGUUGAACUCACACAUUCUGAAGCACUGACAUUCAUAGAGAAGAAGACCAGCCAGCUUACAGAAUAUAGUGAGGUUCUUUCUAAAGAUGCAGCAAAGAUCAAAGCAAACAUUCGCAUGGUUUUGGAGGGUUUAAGGGAACUACAGGGUCUGAAAGAUCUUCCUGAAACACAAAGAAGAGAGGUGUUUUAGUACAGAUUUGAUUCAGGGCUGCAUCCCUGGCAGACAGUUAUAUUUUUGAGACGUAAUGUAUGAUUUGAGUUGGGUCUUAAUUUUAUAUACCGUAACCAUUGUGUAGUUCAGUGGGACUUGGUUUCCUAACAGGUUAUACUGUUGAGCUGCAAAAUAUGUUCAAUAAAGUGCAUCAUCUUUUGAAUAA